UAGGUUGUGCUGAAAUGAAACUGGGUCAGGCAGACUCGAGGCAGGCCGAGUCAGGCCGAAGCUCGAGAAUCGUCCAGGCGUUUUCGGCACGAAGCAGUCCCUUGGAAACCACCCCGAAGCCCGUCGUUGCUGUGCCACUUCGUCGGCCUUCCAUUCCACCCUUAAAGCCUACGCUCGCUCCGAGACGAAACUUUAGCCCUCACUGAGGCCGCGAAGAAGACUCGGCGAAGAAGCAAACGGGAUUAGGGACUGUUGAGGCGAGGGACACAAGCAGAGACAUGGACAAUGUGCAAAUGAUCGGCACUAAAAUCACAGCAAUCAAGGAAUACUUAUAUAAUUUCGCACGAACGCAUUCACCCACCAGACUAAUGAGUUCCGAAAACACCUACUCGCUCUCUAAGGAGCAUUGCAACUUGAAGUACUCGGACAUUCUGCCACAAAAUGCAGAAGGCUAUCCGGCGACUAGAGAAUUCUUGAUGAAGGUAGUGGAUAUUCUGCUAGACUUCAUCAAAUCAACGAACGAUAGAAAUGCGAAGAUCCUCGAUUUUCAUCAUCCUGCCGACAUGAUGCGUUUGCUCGAUCUGGAAAUACCUGAUAGCGGAUUGACUCUGCAACAGCUCCUACUGGAUUGUUCCAUGACCUUAAAGUAUCAAGUGAAAACAGGACAUCCACAUUUCUUCAAUCAAUUAUCAUGCGGCCUCGAUUUAGUGUCCAUGGCCGGCGAGUGGCUAACCGCGACGGCAAACACGAAUAUGUUUACCUACGAGAUCGCUCCCGUGUUCAUUUUGAUGGAACACGUCGUCCUGCAAAAAAUGCGCGAGCUCAUAGGCUGGAAUUGCGGCGAUUCCAUUCUCGCUCCAGGAGGAUCUAUUAGCAAUCUUUACGCCUUCCUUGCGGCCAGGCACAAAAUGUUCCCGUAUUAUAAGGAGAAAGGGCUCUCUGCUAUUGGAGGACAGCUGGUUAUGUUUACGUCCGAUCAGUGCCAUUAUUCCGUGAAAUCAUGCGCUUCCGUUUGCGGCCUCGGAACGGAUAACUGCGUAAUGGUGCCUAGCGAUGAACGCGGUCGCAUUAUUCCAUCGAAGUUGGAGGAAUUAAUUCUGGAGCGUAAGGCCAAAGGUCACAUACCGUUCUUCGUGAAUGCCACUGCGGGAACAACGGUUAUUGGCGCAUUCGAUCCGAUUCCGGAAAUCGCUGAUAUCUGCCAAAAAUACAAGCUCUGGCUGCAUGUCGACGCGGCUUGGGGUGGUGGACUGCUUCUGUCGAGAAAGUAUAGGCAUCCGAGAUUGAGUGGCAUCGAACGGGCUGACUCGGUGACAUGGAACCCUCAUAAACUUAUGGGAGCCUUGCUUCAAUGUUCCAGCAUUCACUUUAAGGAAGACGGGCUACUGAUCAGCUGUAACCAAAUGUCCGCGGAAUAUCUGUUUAUGACGGACAAGCUAUACGACGUGAGGUACGACACUGGCGAUAAGGUCAUUCAAUGCGGACGUCACAACGACAUUUUCAAGCUUUGGUUGCAAUGGCGCGCCAAGGGCUCAGAUGGCUUCGAGAAACACAUGGAUCGACUGAUGGAGCUGACGGAGUACAUGGUUAGAAGAAUCAAACAAAUGCCCGACAAGUACUAUCUGAUUCUCGAGCCUGAAUUGGUGAACGUCUGCUUUUGGUAUCUACCUACGCGCGUGCGAAACAUGCCACAUACCGCGGAGAGAAUAAGAAUUUUGGGCGAGAUUUGCCCCAUCUUGAAGGGCCGUAUGAUGCAAUCUGGCACGCUGAUGGUCGGUUAUCAACCGGACGAUCGACGACCCAAUUUCUUCAGAAAUAUUAUUUCCAGUGCCGCCGUGACGGAAGCCGACAUCGAUUUUCUCUUGGCCGAGAUGGACCGAUUGGGUCAAGACUUGUAAGAAAUCUGUCCAUAGGCGUUAAUCAUACAAUAUGCAGUGAUUUAGAUGACUGACCGUUUGGCAAAAUUGUAUUCUUCGCAUUCAGGAAAGACGUGUGUGCGAUGAAUUUGAAGCAGAUCAAAAUUCAUCAAUUAAACGCAAGAUGCGCGAAGGUAUGUUUGAUUUUAACGUUGUGACAGAUUCUCGAUUUUGUUCUUGUAAUUUUUUUCAGAAUUUUUACGUCAAUUUUUGACAGUGUUUACUUUGUUUCCAUCAACAUCUUAAUAUUACUUUCUAAAUAUUAGCGGCAUAAUAAUUUUGAAUUCUUUUCGCGUUUCAAUUUUGAAUUGGAAAAAAGUCAUCUUUAUACGCAUUCUUUCGCGUUGAUUAACAGAGGAAUAAUUUAAUUUAAUCUAAAUCUUAUCGCUGAACGAAAAAGAUGAUUUCAGUGAAAGGUCGAUGUGUAGUUAAAUAAUGCUUCUUUAUCCUGCGGCCAGUUUGCAGCAGCAAUCUAAAUAUCGAAAGAUAUUAGUAGUACAUAAGUUUUCUAGAUUUAAACGAAACACACAGCAUAUCUCCGAGAAACGAAAGGUGACAAGUUACAGAAUUAAAGAUGCUUCCGGCCGAUAAAUUAUGCAGAUUCGUUAUUUUUCACUGCUCGAUGCAUGAUAAUGAUAAUCAAUGCGUGUGAUGAAACUAUUAAUCUCUCGUUAAUCGAAGCAAUAAUAUAUAAUUGCUUUCCAAAUAAAAUACUCAAGAUAAAAUCUUUCAUCUCAAAAUGUGAAUUGCGUAAAAUAUAUAUAACAUAUUGUUUAAAAUUAAUCAAAUUAUUUUUAAUAGAUACACUUGUUAUUUUGAUUAAUAUCUUUAUUGAGUUAAUUUUGAUAGAUUUAUAAAUAUCACGAUUUAUAUUAAUUAAUUACAUAAUUAAAUUUACAAAUAUAUUAAAUUAAAUAUAUAUAUUUAAUUUGUUAGCUAUCUUUGUAUAGUUUAUUCGAUACGAUUAUAUAAAUUAUUUAAUACGUUUUAAACUGUUAUUAUUCCUUUUUCUUGUGAAACUUUGCAGUUUCAAUUAUUGAAUUAUAGUUACGUAAUUAAAAAAAAUUGAUUAAGGUCUUUUAAACUUAAUUUGUAAAAAUG
This is a messenger RNA of Nylanderia fulva, 3017 nucleotides long. It is a transcript of the gene Gad1, whose product is annotated as glutamate decarboxylase. Gene Ontology annotation, cellular component: cytoplasm. Gene Ontology annotation, molecular function: glutamate decarboxylase activity; pyridoxal phosphate binding. Gene Ontology annotation, biological process: GABA biosynthetic process. The record is from RefSeq and is a predicted model, not a curated record. Lineage: Eukaryota; Metazoa; Arthropoda; Insecta; Hymenoptera; Formicidae.